Eruca vesicaria subsp. sativa (arugula) is the source of this 477-nucleotide messenger RNA. The record is from the annotation of a GenBank genome assembly. Lineage: Eukaryota; Viridiplantae; Streptophyta; Magnoliopsida; Brassicales; Brassicaceae.
AUGGCGAAUCUUUACACCCUCCUUGUCGAUUUGAAACUGGGCGCUACUCCAACACGUUCAAUUGCUGAGGUUUUGGGAGACCAUGAAUGCAGAGGUUCAAUUGCUGAGGUUGUAGAAGGCCAUGAAUGUAUCCGUGUUGUUACAUCUAAUGGGUAUGGUAUUCUCUUGGAAAGGAUACAAAGAUGGGUAUCAAGUGGAGUUGUUGGAUCUCCUGCUUUUACUGCUUAUAAGCGAGGGUACGAUAUUUACGUAGGGAACUUCCGGUGUUUUGUUUCAAAAGAUCAUGUGAACAAAAACAUUUCCUCUAAAAAUUUCUGGAGCUACUCCAUCAAUGACCAUGCAAGAGAGGAUAUCCCCACAAUGAUAGAGAAGAUUCACGAUAUCAAAACUUCAGAACUGAGAGUCUACCAGUCUAAUGUGGAAGAUGUAGCACACAAGGAGCAACCUUAUAAGCUCUGCAUUUCUCUUACAGCCUAG